This is a messenger RNA of Arabidopsis arenosa, 1519 nucleotides long. The record is from the annotation of a GenBank genome assembly. Lineage: Eukaryota; Viridiplantae; Streptophyta; Magnoliopsida; Brassicales; Brassicaceae.
AGUUUUUAUUCCCAAAAUCAAAUCAAAAACACUUUUUUCUUUCUUCCCGUUUUACCCUUUUUGAUCAUCGGUUAUGGGUUGUGCGAGUUCCAAGCAUCGGAAGCGUUGUAACCAUUGCCGGCGAGGAUAUUCUCCUCCGGUGGAUAUACCGAGAAGUCACUCGGUGCAUCACGCAUCACAAAACUCUGAAGAUAGUUGUCACAUGGUGGCUCUAAGUUCCUCAAGCCUUGGAUCUCUCAAGCUAUGUGAUUCUUCUUUUGGGCAUAAUCACAAACACUUGGCGGACUUUAGUGAGAAGCUUGUUUCUGAAGAAUCUGGGAAAACUGGAAGUGGGUUUGGUCCAAAUGUGGUUAGAGAGAAGUCAGAUAAAGAGAAAUCGAAUUUGGAAUUGCAGGCUAAGCUUAUGGAAGCAAAGGUAUGGUCAAGUAUGAUGAAUGAGAAGAUUCCGAAGAUUGUUCCGAAAACUCCGAUUGUUACGCCUCCUGGAGAGCCAGAAACGAUUAAUACUUGGGAAAUGAUGGAUGGGCUUGAAGAUGUUUUAAGUCCUUUACGAUCACCAAAUCAUGUUAAGAGUUUUUCUUUUGAUAUUGCUCGUAAUGGCGAUUGCGAACGAGGUAAGUCGAAUGGUUAUGUAAAGCCGGUUUGGCUUCAAAUGGAGGAAGAAGAAGAAGGGUUUGAAGAUUUUGAUCCUGAGAUCAUUUCUUCGUUUAGGAAAUCGCUUCAAGAACUUCCUUCUGAUCAUCCGUUUCACAUUUCAAAUCGUGAUUUCGAAUUGAAACCGCGGUUUAAUUUCUCUGAUGAGGAAAAGGAGGAAGCUUUGGGUGAAGCAAGAAAAAGUGUUGGUAAAGAGAAAGUGAUACUUUACUUUACAAGUCUUAGAGGUAUAAGGAAGACAUAUGAAGAGAGCUGUGAUGUUCGGAUUAUACUAAAGAGCCUCGGAAUUAGAGUGGAUGAGCGAGAUGUAUCGAUGCAUUCGGGUUUCAAAGGCGAGUUGAAGGAGCUAUUAGGGGAUAAGUUCAACAAUGGUGUUGGGAUUACUUUACCUAGAGUUUUCUUGGGAAGGAAGUAUAUCGGGGGAGCAGAGGAGAUUCGGAAGUUGAAUGAAGACGGGAAGCUGGAAAAGCUUCUUGAAGGCUGCGAGAGGGUGGAAGAAAAUCAAAAUGGUAAUGGUCAAGAAUGCGAGGCUUGUGGAGAUGUAAGGUUUGUGCCGUGUGAGACAUGUUCAGGGAGUUGCAAAGUGUACUAUGAGUAUGAAGACGAAGACGACGAAGAAGAAGAAGAUGAUGAUGAAAGUGUAAAGGAAGAAAGAGAGUAUGGGUUUCAAACAUGUCCUGAUUGUAAUGAGAAUGGUCUCAUUAGAUGUCCUGUUUGUUGUGAUUAGUUGUUUGAACAUACACACAAGAAAAGGGAACCUUAAAUUGUUCUUUUUUGUUUCGUUUACUAAAUUUGAGUUAUGAGUACUACUUGAGGGUUUUAUUGCCUCUAAAGAUUUUGUUGUACAUAAAGAGGUUUUUGAUUG